This is a messenger RNA of Clupea harengus (Atlantic herring), 662 nucleotides long. RefSeq lists its product as uncharacterized. The record is from RefSeq and is a predicted model, not a curated record. The transcript has 7 exons. Bases 12 to 662 code for a protein of 216 amino acids. NCBI's taxonomy places the organism in Eukaryota, Metazoa, Chordata, Actinopteri, Clupeiformes, Clupeidae.
GUGUCCUCACCAUGACCUCUGAGACUGGGAGUAUAGCUUCCGAGAUGUCCAUGAAAAUGGCCUCCGAUGAGGGAAAUUACCAGCAUCAAGUGGAUGAAAGUCCUCUGUCUGAGACAAAGAAGCCCAUCUGUCAACAAGGGCUUGAGGAAGUCUCCACAGGGUCCCAUUGCACCUGGUGGGCUUGGUACGAUGAGAGGUAUGAAGCUUUCUUCAAGCAGAUUAGCAAAGUAUCACAUGAGCAUUAUUACCUUGACUUUAACAAUGUGUCUGAUGAAGAACAAGAUGAGAUGCACGGAAACCUGGCUUUGGUGAACAAUGCCAUGAGUGGAAAUGUGGCAUUUCCAGGACCACUUGUGAGAGGUGAGACUGACCAUAGGCAGGUGUACUGGUACAUUUUGACUGAGUGGCAGCGGUGCAUCAAAGAUGACGCCAUUCACGAUAAAGUAGGAGCUGAGAUGGUCUGGCGUAUGCUGGCUCUUCUGUGGAGGAAGAAUGGCAUGGUGUCUGGUAAGGACCUGGCCAUAUUGUUGGUGCAGGAAACUCUGCAUGACACUGAAGCUCCAGAUAGCUGUGACGCAGAACUUGUGGAACUGCUCAUUUUGGGCAAGAAAAAGGCAAGAUCCUCUUGUACUAAUCCAGAUGUGCUGUUCUGCAUAAUAUGA